AGCUAAUAUGGUACCUACCUCAGUGAGUCACUUGAUAGCCCACACUAUGCACCAUACUGAUAAGCUGGAAAAGUAAAAAGGACGCCCAACCCCCAGAAAAUACGUAGGAAUAAGCGAGAACGCACCAAUUUUCCAGUUGCGUUUCCCUUCGCCGAGCCGGCAAACGCUUCCAGCCGGCUUUUGUUUUUUUCACUCAGUAUUGGUCGCGCCAUCGAGGCAGACUGUGUACUCUGCUCAGCGAAAAACGCUAAAUACGCUAAAACAGAUGCGAAAUAUGUACAUUUAAACAGUGUUUAACGUCUAAAUACGAUCUAAGAACGUUCGGAAAGCGUUGUCACUGGGGUUUUCCGUUCCGUUUUACGUUUGUUUUCCGUUUUUAGUUUUGUUUUAUUUAACCGCGAAAACGCCGGCUGUCAAAUUCUGUGUGUACGCAAUAACGUUGAGUGUACGUGUUGUGUGACGACCUGGACCUGCUGGAGGCCAGUUUAUAUUAAUCUUGUGUUUUGGUUUUGUUAUUUACCGGGUGGAGUGGCUGAGCACGUGUCUUAUCGAUCGCCGGCUUUAGAGACUAUGGAUGAAGAAUUACUUAUAAACCUGGUGAAGGAACACGGUGAGCUGUAUGACUCGGAACACAAGCAGUAUGAAGACCAGCAUAAGAGGGAGGCGGCUUGGCAGGAGAUUGCUAAGAGAGCAAAUCAAACAGCUCAAGAGUGCAGAGACAGAUGGAAGCGCCUACGAGACAACUACAGAAAAGCACGAAAACUACGUCAAACAAAAAAAGCACAAGGUUUCAAAAAAAUAAAACCUAUAAAGUACGAAAAAAUAUUCGCCUUUAUAGAUUCUAUAAUAGAUAAUAGAGAAAGAACGGAUCCCACAGAACUAGCAGAUGAAGACUCUGAAAGUGCUUCAUCAACGAAUAUAGACAAAUUUGUAGAAGUCACACAAAAUGCAGUACCAGAAUAUGAGAGAAAUAACGAAGAAAGUACAGAAAAUAAUACAUUGGUAAAUUUCUUUGCGAAUUUAGGAGAAACCGUAAAUACUUUUCCACCAGAUGUGCAAAUCAGAGUCAAAAGAGACAUUUUUAAAAUUAUAAACGAGGCUGAAGAAGAAGUGCUUACAAAUAGGUUAAAUAUAAGAGAAGUGAGAAGAGUCAGCAGGCAAGAUGUGAACGUGAAGUUUGAAUCAUCAGAAUUUGAUUCUCAUUUUUAAAAUUUUCGGAUUUAGUUUAUAAUCAAUUUGCAGAUAGAUCCAUCUGUGUCGUUUUAUUUAACUAUAAUUAUGUAAUAGCAAAAAUUUGGUUAAUUUCACAGUUAGUGAAAAGUUCAGUGCCUUCAUAAAAAUCGAAAAAAAAAAACACGUAGGUUUUCGGUAUUUUUUUUUUAAAUACGGCGAUGGUUUCGAUUUAUUAAAAAUAAUUUUUGUUUAAAUGUGGCUUUUCAUUAGAGAAAGGUCCUUAUGUUUCAAGUGCAAUAAGGUCAUUUUUAUCAGAAUUUCUGUUGGAAUUUUUGCACAUGAAGCUUAAGGACCCUUCUCUGACGGAACGCCACAAAUAUUCUCAAAACACUGUUUAUUAUAUUGUUGCCAUGUUUUUGGACUGGGUGGGAGUGCACAUUUAUAACCCAUUUA
This is a messenger RNA of Cydia strobilella, 1626 nucleotides long. RefSeq names its product transcription factor Adf-1-like. The transcript is spliced from 3 exons. The record is from RefSeq and is a predicted model, not a curated record. Gene Ontology annotation, biological process: regulation of transcription by RNA polymerase II. Bases 571 to 1209 code for a protein of 212 amino acids. Gene Ontology annotation, cellular component: transcription regulator complex; nucleus. Lineage: Eukaryota; Metazoa; Arthropoda; Insecta; Lepidoptera; Tortricidae.